UAAGCAGAAGCAGUCUGACCCAAACAGACUAUAUUAAUAUUUUUUAAUUAAUAUAUUGACUUCAAGAUGGAAAGGGGGAAACGAAAAAAUGAUAAAAAGACUUCGGUUGAAGAAAAGAAAAGCAAAUGCAAUGUCUGGAGUCAAGAUUUGUUUAAAAAUGGGGACGUUAGAGUUACUUUUGAUACAAAGCAUAAUCAAAAUUUUGUAGAUUAUUAUUCUAAACUCAAUGUAGUACCGCAAAAUGAAUGGGAAUCGUUUUACUCCAAAUUGAAAGAGCCGCUGCCUACCACAUUCCGUGUUGUUGACGGCACUAUCCACACAGCUUAUAUUUUGGAAAUUAUAGAGAAAACCCAAAAAGAAUGUCCCGGUGUAGUUAAACGAAUCCAGAGUUUUCCGGGUUAUGUGUUUCAAGUUAAUGUAUCUCGAUCCGAGUUGAGGUCUACAAAUUCUUUACGGACAUUUCAUCAAUUUUUAGUUCAUCAAUCGGAAAUCGGAACUAUAUUUCGCCAGGAGCUUGUCAGUAUGGUGCCCGUACUAUUCAUGCCUGUGUUUAAAAAUUCCAUUAUACUGGACAUGUGUGCAGCUCCGGGAUCUAAAACUGCACAACUUUUAGAAGCACUACAAAGAGAAGGAGGCGGAUUAAUUAUCGCGAAUGAUAGUUGCUCAAAAAGAGGCCACAUGUUGAUUCAUCGGUUAAGGCGCUUGGAUACAUCCUCAUUGUUUGUAACAAAUCACGAAGCCUCUGUUUUUCCGACUACUUACAAACUUGACGCGUUAGGAAACAAGAAAAAAAUUACUUUUUCCUCUGUUCUAUGUGAUGUACCUUGUUCUGGAGACGGGACCCUUAGAAAAUCUCCUAUGAUGUGGAGACAAUUUGACACACACAGAGGUCUUUCUCUCCACAGGAUGCAGAUAUGUAUUUUGCGUCGCGCUUUAGAGUUAUGCGAAAUUGGGGGUACAGUAGUUUACAGUACCUGUAGUUUUAAUCCAAUAGAAAAUGAGGCGGUCGUUAAUAGUGUUCUGGAAUUAGCGAUGGGAACCAUUUCCCUUAAUCGUUCAAUAGAGCGUUUAGAUAGUAUACCAUGCAAAUCGGGAUUAUUGAAAUGGGAAGUGUUCUAUAAAAAUAAUUGGUAUGAAAGAUUUGAAGAUGUACCAGAAGACAUUCGAUCCAAAGGGUUUAUUCUAGAAACGAUGUUUCCCGAUUAUCGUUUAGAUCGUAGCGACCUGAAAAAUUGCAUUCGUUUUUUUCCUCAUUUAUUCAAUACAGGCGGUUUUUUUGUUGCGGUGUUUCAUAAAUUGGACAAACUACGAUGGAAACAGAAAGAACCUAAAGGCCAACUUAAUAGUAGGACAAAUGAUUCGAAAUCCACAGAAACACACGAACAAGGCUUAGAGGAAAAAAAUAAACAGGAAAAAGAUAAAAAAAACGUUUUACUAUUAUCUGAAAUGGAUGUGUUUAGGGGACUAGAUAGUGAAUCUAACAAAGAUUUAAUCAAUAAGGAAAAGCUCCAGACUCAAGCAGACUUUUUGUCAUUUGAACAGUAUUUUAAUAACGAUGACAACUGUGAAAAAAAGAAUGAGUUUUGGAAAUCAUUGGGAGUAAGAUAUGGUUUUGCUAGCCCACCUUUUGACGUAUGGAGACGUCUGUUAGUGAGAACUUUAUCACAAGAGUCUCCCCGUAAGGUUUGGUUGACAACAAAAGAAGGUGCUGAUCUAAUUCAUGCCGUCUCCCAUUCUCCAUUAAAAAUUCUUUCAGCUGGAUGCCAAUUAUUUGACGGAAAGCACUCCCAGAAUUUUCGUAUAACAAGUUCAGGUGCUAGGAUUUUAGCAAAUGAAGAAUGGAAUACCGUCCAAAACGAAGCCCAUUUGAAGUCUCCCUUUGUGGCUAAUGUGACCGCUGAUUUAUUAUUGUUUUUAUUAAAAGAAAUUCCAACAAAUGAUUUAGUCGACGUAGAUAAUGAAAGAUGCGCUGACUUUAAAUUUCGUCAUAAAAUAGAGUCGUUUGAACUUGUUCAAGGACACGAGUCUGUUUCACACAUUCCGUUAGAUAAUCCGUGUCUUUUGGUAUUAGAAAUUUCUAUAAUUUCCAAAAAAAUUUAUAUUCCCGCUUGGAGGGGAAAGACAAAUAUCCAGUUAUUAAUCGAUUCAAGCACUCGUUCCGCCCUUUUCACAUUACUGUGUCACCAACUAGCAAAGUCUAGUGCUGAUUGUUAAUUUUAUUGUAAAACAGCAAGAAUAAAAAGUCUAUAUAAAACAUAUGUUUUUAUUAUGUCUUUCGUAUUCACUAAUUUUAUCUAUCGCUAUAAAUAUUUUUAGUUGUGUUUCUUUGUAUGAUAAUAUAAAGUAAACCUAUAGUUAAUUUUGUGAAAAAUGAUAGUAAACCUCUUUUGUAAUCUUACUUCAAUAAUUGUUUUAGUCUUAUAUAAAUUGAGAACAUAAAUAAAAUUUUCAACACUUCAU
Hylaeus volcanicus is the source of this 2460-nucleotide messenger RNA. RefSeq names its product RNA cytosine-C(5)-methyltransferase NSUN2-like. Gene Ontology annotation, biological process: RNA methylation. Lineage: Eukaryota; Metazoa; Arthropoda; Insecta; Hymenoptera; Colletidae. Bases 67 to 2214 code for a protein of 715 amino acids. The record is from RefSeq and is a predicted model, not a curated record. Gene Ontology annotation, molecular function: methyltransferase activity. The transcript has 16 exons.